AGUUUUGAAAUAUUUAAAUUUAAGAUGAGGACUAAGAUAGCCUGUAAUUUCCAGAUCCCUCCUCCAAGUGAUGAGACCUUGACCAAUACGAUCUAUUCAGUCUGCUAUAGCCCAGAUGGCAGGAAUAUACUUGUAGCUGUGGGAGAUCGAAUCUUUUUCUAUAACGCAAACACGCUUGAAUACGAAGAUUCUAUUAGAGGGCAUAAGGGUGAAGUUUACUGUGUUGCUUUCUCUAAAGAUGGACUCAGAUUUGCCUCUGGAAGUGCUGAUAAAACUGUGGUAAUCUGGUCAAUAUCUAAAGAAGGUCUCCUAAAGUACAAUCAUAAAGAUCCAAUCCAGUUUUUAGCAUAUAAUCCUGUGCUGAAUAGCCUUGUAUCGGUAACAGACCGAGAUUUCGGAUUAUGGACUCUUGAUCAAAGUAAUGUAGUGAAGCAUGAUUUGCCAGCUAAAGGUCUAUGUGCAGACUGGUCUCCAGAUGGCCAACUUCUAGCAAUUGGAUGAUAUAAUGGAAGCGUUCUGCUCAGAGAUAAGAAUGGAGGGAAACUAGCUGAGCUGAUGAAGACAGUUUCACCAAUAUGGACUGUUCAAUUCUGUCCAAAGAAAUUCGAUACAACAGAUAAUACACUUGCUAUUGGCUCAUGGGAUGAGAAACUGUCUAUUUAUAGUAUAGCAGGAGGAAAGUCCUUCAACCAGAUUGGACUUGAUAAGAAACUUGGAUUUGACCCUCUAAGUAUCUCGUAUUUCUCAGGUGGACAUUACAUGGUGAUUGGUGGCACCAAUAAAAAGUUAACCCUUUGGAACAAAGAUGGAGUUAAGCUUGGAGAAAUAGGAGAAAUGAACGAUUGGAUUUUCUCAUGCUCAGUCCAAGCAGAGACUAACAAAGUUCUUGGAAGUACCAAUGGAGGAGAACUUAGUAUCUAUGAUGUUGAAUUCAAGACUGUUCAUGGAUUUUACAAUGAAAGAUAUGCCUAUAGGGACCUGAUGACUGAUGUUAUUAUCCAACACUUAGUGUCAGAAACGAGAGUUAAGAUCAGAUGUAGAGACUACAUCAGAAGAAUCUCUAUUUAUAAAGAUAGAUUAGCUGUGCAAUUGCCUGAAAAAUUGAUCAUCUAUAGUGUGAAUGCUGCUGACCCUCUUGAUAUGAAGUAUAAGGCAUAUAAAAAGAUCUCCAAGAAGCUUGAGUGCGAAGAUCUUCUAGUUCUUGCUCACCAUAUCAUUCUUUACAAUGGGAACAAACUUCAGCUUCUCAGCUUUAACGGAGUGAUAGAGCAAGAAUGGAUCAUGGACUCAGAAAUAAAGUAUGCCAAGGUAAUUGGAGGCCCUCCAAAGAAGGAAGGACUUGUUGUGGGGCUAAAAGAUGGAAGUAUUUUCAAAGUCUUUGUUGAUAAUGCUUUUCCAAUCUUGCUAAUAAAGCAAUCUACAGCUAUCAAGUCAGUUGAUAUUAAUGCUAGCAGGGAGAAAGUUGCUGUUGUAGAUGAAUUCAACAAUUUGUUUAUUUACGAUAUUCUCUCUAAGAAGUUACUACAUCAAGAGACAAAUGUAGAGUCAGUCUCAUGGAAUCUCGAAAUGGAUGAGAUGCUUUCUUACACAGGAAAUGGACAACUCUAUAUCAAGACUGGUGAUCUUCCUCCAUCAAGCCAGAGAAUGAUAGGAGAGAUAGUGGGAUUUAAAGGCUCCAAAAUUUUCACUCUAUUCGAUGGCUCAAUGACAGCUAUUGAUGUACCCCAAUCAGGGACUUUUUACCAAUACCUUCAAAAAGAUUUCAAGAUGGCUUACAAGAUUGCUUGAUUAGGAGUAACAGAGCAGGACUGGAGAUCCUUAGGAAUAGAAGCUCUGAAAGGCAAUGACUUUGAAAUGUCAAAGAGAGCAUUCUCCAGGAUCAGAGACCUUAAGUUCCUUGAUUUAUGAGAUCGAUCUGAAAAUGCAGAUCGAAGGAAACAGCUGAACAAGAUAGAGCUGGAAGGUGAAAUAAUGUGCUAUCUUGGAAAAUUCAAAGAAGCUGCUAUGCUCCUUUGAAAGAAUAAACUUGUCAAAAAGGCAAUUGAGAUGUACACUAUGCUGAGAAAGUUUAAAGAAGCAACAACUCUUGCCCAGAAAUAUGGACAAGGAGAGAUCAUGGAUAAUGAAAUGACUAUAAUUCGUGCAAAAGAUGAAGAAGAAAAUGGAAAUUGGAAGGAAGCAGCUAACCUAUACAUAAAAUGUAAAAAGUUUAAAGAAGCUAUUGAUGUGUAUGGGAAUAAAGGAGUACUAGACUCUAUCCUAAACAUUCUGAAAAUCCUAGAUAAAGAUAAGCAUAACCAAGAAAUCCUUCUAUGUUCAAAGUACUUUAAAGAAAAUCAUAAUCAUACUUAUGCCAAACAAGCAUUGUUGAAGCUAGGAGAUAUCAAAGGUUUGAUGGCACUUCAUAUCGAGUUCCAUCAGUGGGAUGAAGCAUUGAAUCAACUCAAGACACAUCCCCAAUAUGCUGACAAGGUAUACCUCCCUUAUGCCGAUUGGUUAGCUGCGAACGAUCGGUUCGAAGAGGCCCAAGCUGCUUAUAAGAAGGCCAAGAAGCCUGAACUUGCUUUAAGAAUCAUCGAGUUCCUGACAAAGAACGCAGUAAUGGAGAGAAGGUUUAAAGAUGCUGCUAAAUAUCUUUUUAUCUUAGCAUGAGAAUAUUUGAGGCUCGUCGAAGAUGCUGUACAUCCAUCGCCUCAAGAUAUAAAGAAUAUCAAAAGAUUCGAAGAGAAUUCCAGCAAAGCUGAAAUAUAUUAUGCUUACGAACAUGUCCAUAGACUAAUAGAGGACCCAUUCUAUAGUAAGGUUCAUGGAUCUUUGAUCAAUGAGACAAUUUUUAACUCUUCCAGAUUUUUGGUAAACACUAUGAGUAGCAAAAGCUUACCCGGGAUCAAUAAAAUGAACAUUUACUAUGGACUUAGUCACAUGGGAUCCAAAUUUGAAGCAUUCAGAACUGCUAGAUUUGGGUAUGAAAAGUUACAAUCUUUAAAGAUAUCUCCUGAAUGGCAAGAACAGAUUGAUCUAGCUGCCUUAAAAAUUAGAUGUAAACCAUUCUCUGAUAAAGAGCAAUACCAACCGAUAUGUAACAGAUGCAUGAAUGCUAAUGCUUUGGUAAACCAAACUGGAGAUCAUUGUUCAGCUUGCGGACACCCAUUUGUGAGGAAUUUUGUGGGAUUUGAUACUCUUCCUUUGGUAGAAUUUAUGCCAGAAUCUAGAAUUCCACUCUCAAAUGCUAUUGAAUUGCUGAAAGAAGAGCCAGACGAGACUAUUUCUUCACCAAGUUCUAGACCCUCUCAGAGGACAAAACCUGAGUCUGAUGGCUGGAAGGAAAAUAUUUACAGCGAGGAACAAACUCUAACAUUCAACCAACAGAAUAACCAGGAUGAGAAUGAUCUGUUCACUCAAAGAAUGCUUGAAUGGCUUGAAACACAAGUCACUGCUGAUUCCUAUAGACCUGUAGAAGUAAAUGAAGAGAUUCUGAGAUCACUCAGAUUCUCUGAGGUCUUCAUGGUCGAUCUCAGACAUAUUUGCAAAAGUUACCCAGUCAGGUUCUUCAGGAAUGUAAUUCCUGAAAUUUCAAUUGGGUUAUGUGAGAAUUCAGGUAAAUUCUACCUUCAAGAUGAGUACGAGUUUGCUAACGUUGAAGGCAACGAAUGGCCAUUUUCAAAAAUAGGAAUUUAAAUCUCACAAGAUUCAAUAUUGAUUCAAACUCUA
Molecule: messenger RNA, 3711 nt
Organism: Moneuplotes crassus
Lineage: Eukaryota; Ciliophora; Spirotrichea; Euplotida; Euplotidae
Source: the annotation of a GenBank genome assembly